Folsomia candida is the source of this 914-nucleotide messenger RNA. RefSeq lists its product as uncharacterized. The record is from RefSeq and is a predicted model, not a curated record. The transcript has 5 exons. The coding region runs from base 136 to 627 and encodes 163 amino acids. NCBI's taxonomy places the organism in Eukaryota, Metazoa, Arthropoda, Collembola, Entomobryomorpha, Isotomidae.
GAACUGAUGCUAUUCGUUAUGAAGAUUGCGUGAGAACGAAGAAUUUGAGACAAGUAGCAGUAUUUCCGAAAGGGUAUUCUGUAGCAUAAAGCGUGAGACUGGAUCUGGAGAGGAGAAAUCACCUGCGAAUAAGAAAUGAAAGACUCUGGGUUGGAUGAGCAGGCCGAAGAAUGUGCUCACUGGCAUCCCUUUAUCACCUUCAGACCCCUUACGAGACAAAAUCUGCUUCACUUUUAUCUGCCCCUCGGUGGGUCCCUGGCCUACAGCCUACUCAGCGUCCACAUCGUUAAGCCCAGCUUAUUCAAGAGGAUUUCUCCUGCAGACCCUACAAACGUACUCUUAACCGGUAGCCUUGCUGGGGCUUGUCUUUACAUUUACGACAGAAAACAUCUCAAGAGCUUAGGGAAACAAAAGGUUGGAUUUAGUGUUUUCGCCGCUGGAAUGUUUAAUUUGGGCUCUUUACUAAUUUGGGCAAUGAUUCGUGCAGCCACGACCAAUAAGGAUACAACAGUACAAGUUGCUAGAGUUGGCUUAGCACUUGGAUCUUCGAUCUUAUUAGCAAAAACGGGAAUUAGCUACCUGCAAGCAAUUGAUGACCAAACUAGAGAGUCCAGCCCACCUAAAUAAAUUAGUUAGCUUCAAGAACAAAAAUAACAAAAAAAUUACGUGAUUUUAGUUCUAUAUGUAAUAUAUGAGAUGUAAAAUUAUAAUGUGGACCCAUUUCCUUUAGACAAUGUACAUAGUCUUCAAGUAUCAUGCUCUUCUCGAAUGUACAUACAUAUAUACAAAUAACAAAUUUUAAUAGUUUAAAGCACGUCAUAUUAGUCAGUUGGUGAUGUUUAGCUCAAUUUGCAUUUAGUUUAUUUUUAAUUCUUACAUCGCGAACUGUGAAAUAAAAUGUUGCUGCCACUGUA